CUGGAUGGAACUGAAAAGACAGCAGACACGAUAACAUGGUGAACAAGAAAUAAAGGCUGAAGGGUGCUUUACAGAGGGCCGAGGCUUAGAGAUAAAAGAUCAAUCUGUGCUGAGAAAGAGUUGCUGCUGCAUCCAAUAGUCAUCACCAUUAUCUGAGACACAAUGGUGGAGCCUUGUGAGGAGGACCUGGCAGGCCCUGAGUCCAGUAUUCCACAGCUCAAUCCCUUGGGCUCCUAUCAGUGGAAAGGCCAAAAUCGCAGUGUGUGGAACAGGUUCCAAGACUGGAGAACCUCAUUUAGUACCCAGCAUAAGCCAUCCACGAAAAAGCAGUUACGUCUCUUUAAGAAGUCAAAGCCGUCCAGUGAAUCCAAAUCGGGGAGCUUUGCACGUUACCUGGGUUCAAUCUCGCUGCCACAGAAAAGGAGGAAGAAGAACAUCACUGAGUCGUUUGAGGUGACUGAGGAGCGACCGACCAUACCUCCUCCCACCUGCACGCCUGAUGUUCCUGUAUGGGAUGUGUCAAACUUCUCCCUUGUAGAUGGCUGUCUUGUGAGGACGAAAGGAGAGGAGCAGGAUGCAUAUCGCACCCGGAGUCGUGCUGGCAGUUGUGUGUCCAAUGCCGAUGCAGUGCUUGCAGACAGAGCAGAGGCAGAUCCUAAUGCUGAUGGAAAUGCAGAUAUUGAUUCAAAGAAUCAGGAUGCACCGGGGUUGAUUUCGAAAAGGAAAAAGAAGCACAAGAAAAAGACAAGUUCUUCACCACUUCAACCAGAUGAGAGGAGUUUGCACGGGUCCCAUGAGUCCCUGGGUUGUGUAGAAAUUCUUGACCUGACUACCGAGAGCGAUGUCAUUAUACGGGCUCUACACAGCAGUAUUCUGGGGGAGCAGUUCUGCUUUGAGGUCAUCACCUCCACAAGCAGCCGCUGUUUUGGAUGUUCCUCGGUUCUGGAGCGAGACCGGUGGAUUGAAAAUCUGCGCAGAAUUGUGCAGCCUGAUAAGGAUAAUUUUGAGCGUGAAGAGUCCUCUCUCAGUCUGUGGAUCCAUGAAGCCAAAGGUCUUCCCAAUUCAGGUCCUGGCUCUCGAGCCCUUUACUUCUGUGAGGUCCAUAUUGAUGGUUCUCUUUAUGGCCGAACCUCAAGCAAAGCACCCGAGUCUGGAGUGGUAUUCUGGGGGGAGAGCUUUAACUUGAAAGACUUGCCGUCUUCUUCUGGUCACGUUGCCCUCCAUCUUCUCCGAGAAGGAAAAGAAGCCACUGGUGUGGGAACUGUAACACUGGUUUUGGAAGGGAUGAGGGAUGGGGUGGAGAGAUGGGUGCCUCUUGGUGGAGAUGUGACACUCAGACUAAGAGGCAGGUACAGGAAGCUCUGUGUUCUUCCUCUGGUGCAGUACAAGGAAUUUGCAGAGUACCUUGCCUGGAAGUACCUCAAGCUAAGCCGAGCAAUGGAGCCCAUUCUGAGUGCACGGGAGAAAGAAGAGCUUGGGAGAACACUGAUCUAUGUCCUUCAGAGUACUGGCCAGGCCAAGGAGUUCCUGGUGGACCUUGGUACAGCUGAGAUCACACGUUAUGACUUCCAAGAAUCAUUAAUAUUCCGUGAAAACACUAUUGUUACCAAGGCCAUAGAAGAGUACAUGAAAAUGGUGGGACAGACGUAUCUCCAAGAGACCCUUGGACCUUUUGUCUCUCGUAUAUAUGCCUCAACAGACAGUCAUGAGGUGGAUCCUCUGCGCUGUUCCCCAGAAGAGCUAAAUGAGAACAAGGAGCAUCUGUGGCAGAGCUGCGAAGAAGCUGUGCAAAGUAUUCUAGAGUCACAAAGCUCUUUUCCUCCAGAGCUCCUGGCUGUGUUCUCAAGCUGGCAGGAGAAAGUAACUAUGUGUAGCAGACCAGAGUUGGGUUCUCAGAUGGUCAGCGCUUGCCUCUUCUUGCGGUUCCUGUGUCCUGCUAUCCUCUCCCCGGGGCUCUUCCACCUCUCUCCUGAACAUCCCAACCCCCUUGCCGCACGCGCUUUGACCCUGGUCGCCAAAGUCCUGCAAAACCUUGCAAACUUUACAAGGUUCGGAGAGAAGGAAGACUACAUGGCAUUCAUGAAUGGCUUCCUGGAGCAGUACUGGGAUGGGAUGUCGGUCUUUCUGCAGACAGUCACCGAUCCAGACAGUGAGGUGUCCCCAGCUGGAUAUGAAGGCAGCAUCGAUCUGGCUUAUGAACUUGCUACACUUCACUACAUGCUAUGUGGGAUCUUCAAAGGAGUCCAUCAGCAAACCAAAGAUCAACUGGAGCCAUUACCUACAAUCCUCAAGGCACUAGCAGAAGGUCUUCCUGUCCCAGAAGGCAUCAGUCAGCAUCAGAGGUACUCCCACAGCCAGGAAGAUAGUGAAGAGCCAGAGUUCAUGCUUCCCAAGGACAUGAGAAACUUCCGCCCCCUUGUGAAGAAGUGCCAGUCGCUCAGCAGCCUGAUGAGGGAACAAAUGGUACCACUGCCGAGGAUUGAGGAGAGGGAGAAGAAGAGUAGACGCCAUGUGACCCGCACACAGAGUGUUCCUGCACAGAGCAGACCGGGACGAGAGCGCAGGACGAGGGCCGAGGCUAGCUCCGUGGCCGGAAAAGAUCAAGAGGAAAACACAAACACAUUAAAGGUAUCAAAAAGAAUAACACCUUCGCGACCAUCAUCCACUCUCCCCAGGAGAAAGUCCACCGUCCCGUGGUGCCGGGAUGAGGACCACCAUCUGAUUGAACUGAAGAACGAAGAAGGAGAAGGCCAGGAGAGGCAUCUGCAGGAGAUGAGGGGGCAGAUUGCUGAGAACCUGGACAAGCAGAAGGACCUGGAGGGGCAGAUUCUGAUCAUGGCAGAGAAGAUGCAGGAAGUCACCAGCCAGCUGGCCGCAAUGGAGGCGACGUGCCGGGCGUUACAGGCCGAGAUGACCGAACAGACGGGCAGAAUGCAGAAGAGGAUUGACGUCUUGGAGAAGAAUUCUGCAGAGAAGUCACAAAAAUGGAAAAAUGAAGAGCAGAAAGCAGUUCUGGAGAACCAUCUGUCAUCUCUCAAGAAGAAGAACCGCUGGAAGAGAAAUGAAAUCACCGCAAACCCGCACAGGGAGGAGGAGAACAAGAUGGGGAACGACUGUGAAAGCACCGCUAUCGUUCUGGAAUGUGCUAUGACAGAUGACUCGGAUUCUGCUUAG
Molecule: messenger RNA, 3174 nt
Organism: Nanorana parkeri
Lineage: Eukaryota; Metazoa; Chordata; Amphibia; Anura; Dicroglossidae
Gene: RASAL3
Product: RAS protein activator like 3
Exons: 19
Coding region: 163-3174 (1003 amino acids)
Biological process (GO): regulation of GTPase activity
Source: RefSeq, a predicted model, not a curated record